This is a messenger RNA of Sorghum bicolor (sorghum), 1640 nucleotides long. RefSeq lists its product as uncharacterized. The coding region runs from base 1 to 1536 and encodes 511 amino acids. The transcript has 3 exons. The record is from RefSeq and is a predicted model, not a curated record. Lineage: Eukaryota; Viridiplantae; Streptophyta; Magnoliopsida; Poales; Poaceae.
AUGGCUAAGAAUGAAGCGCCGACCAUUGGCGUGAAACUGUUCGUGGACAAGGAGAGGAGGAAGGUGCUCUUCGCAGAGUCCGACAAGGAGUUCGUCGACGUGCUCUUCGGCUUUCUCACCAUGCCUCUCGGCACCGUCGUUCGCCUGCUGGACAAGCAGUCUCAGAUGGGGUGUCUCGACGAGGUGUACAAGAGCGUGGAGGAUCUCAGCGCCGACUACUUCCAGACCAAGGCCUGCAAGGGGAUGCUUCUGAAACCGCUCAACGCGGCUUCCAGCCACUGCUGCCGUCUCAAGGUUAACGUGGAUGGCACCGUUCCAAGGGUGAUUUACGUCUGCAAAGACACAUCCUGCAGCUUCCACAGCGACAACGCAUUCAGUUCGUUCCCUGACACUGUCUGCAAGUGCGGAAAGGUCAUGGAGUCCUUUGGGCAGUGCCCAAAAUACGAUGGUGACUCCGAAACUGUUCCUGCUUGUUCAGAGGAUGGAGUUUUUGUCAAAGGUUGCUUGAAGUUCAUCGUCACCGAUGAUCUCCAGGUUGCCCCAGCGUCGACCUCUCUUAUGAUGUCUCUCUUCGAGAAAUUUGGUGUGCGCGAUCCAGCUGUUCUUGAGCAGCAGGUUCUACAGUUGAGUUCAGAAAAGAUAACAAGCUUGCUGAAGCGAUCGUUGACAUCCAAGCAACCUCUGACGGAGCACUAUUUCGAUGUUCUGGUCUCACACGAUGAUGCAAGCCUAGACACACUUGCUGGCAACCUGUAUCCUAAACAAGAAGAUGAUGGCGAGGAAAGUCUUGGAAACCUGAAGAUCAUGGUUCUUCAGAUGAAAGACAACUCUGCUCUGUUGUAUGCUGAAGUUGAUGGCGAUUUCGUGGAUUGUCUCUUUGGCUUGUUAAGCAUUCCACUGGGAUCGGCAAUAAAAUCAUUUGGUCAGUGCUCAACAAAAGGGUGCCUCGAUAAUCUUUACAGGAGCAUAGAUGGGAGUGCUAAAGAAUUCAUCAGACAAGAUUGCCAGAGCCUCCUACUUGCCCCAGUGUUGGCACCCUUCUUUGGUUGUGGCGCUUCUAGGAUCCUUCAGGUUGACGAAUUAGCUCCAAGAGAACUGUCGAUCAAUGCCUGCUUUGCGUGCUUCAAGAUCGGAGGGUUUUCAGAUUUUGUCCGUUGUCAUGGGAGCACUUACAACCAUACUUACCGACGGUAUGAUCCUAGUUGCCCAAAUAAGGUGAAGUCCGUCAAACUUUGUGAGGCGAGUCCAAAACAACAAAAUGGCGGAAGCGAAAAAGGAGAAGCAUACGUGAACGGGGAGCAGACCAAAUUCGUAGUCACUGAUGACCUGCAUAUUCUUCCAUUAUCCUUAGCAUCCACUGUGCAGAUUGUUAGUGAGGCCAAAAUUCAGACGUCGAAUCUCGUGGAGAAAGAAAUCACACUGACAAAGUCCCAGGUUAUGGGGCUACAAAGGGCUGUGCUGCUGAGUCGCAACACACUCAGCUCCGUGCUUCUGCCUCCUAAGAAGAUUAAGAAGCUGAACCAUCUCAGAUAUUAGCACUAUAGCAGUCGCUGCUCUUCUCAAUAAUUAACCACAAUGUGUUCCCCUUGUGACUACAUCUGUGUCGCAGCUCUUCUCAAUAAGUAACAACAAUAGCAAUA